CAUCUGUCUCCUUCCUCUAUCCGGUUAUGGAGGUCUGCUAGAAGAGACAUUUAAACCCAUCUGCGCUCACAUAAACUCCAAUCCUCCCGCCCAGGAACCAGAAACCAGAAACCAGACUUAUUUUAAACACACAGCUCAAGAUGCCUGUGGCUGUAGGUCCGUAUGGCCAGACUCAGCCGAGCUGUUUUGACCGGGUCAAGAUGGGGUUCAUGAUGGGGUUUGCAGUAGGAAUGGCUGCUGGCGCCAUGUUUGGCACUUUCUCCUGUCUCAGGAUCGGCAUGCGUGGCAGGGAGCUGAUGGGCGGAGUAGGGAAGACUAUGAUGCAGAGCGGAGGGACGUUUGGCACCUUCAUGGCCAUCGGUAUGGGCAUCCGCUGCUGAGGAGGACGAGGAAUAAUAUCCUCCUCAACACAGCUGUACAGCUAUGGGACUCUUCCAGUAACCUUUACCACCGCUCUCUGUCUGCUCGAUGCUGUCACACUCUCUACGUUCGACCGUCUAGUUUUGUCAAUAAAAGUUCAGUUUGUCAAAUGGU
This is a messenger RNA of Morone saxatilis (striped sea-bass), 534 nucleotides long. It is a transcript of the gene romo1, whose product is annotated as reactive oxygen species modulator 1. The transcript is spliced from 3 exons. Gene Ontology annotation, biological process: protein import into mitochondrial matrix; protein insertion into mitochondrial inner membrane. NCBI's taxonomy places the organism in Eukaryota, Metazoa, Chordata, Actinopteri, Moronidae. The record is from RefSeq and is a predicted model, not a curated record. The coding region runs from base 141 to 380 and encodes 79 amino acids. Gene Ontology annotation, cellular component: TIM23 mitochondrial import inner membrane translocase complex.